AUCAAAAGACAGCUGCGCAAAAAUAAAGGCAAACCGGUUGAAUUUAUUAAAUCAAAUAUUUACAAAAGUAUCAACACUUAAAUCAUAUUUGAUUGCAUUUACGACAUAUUGUGAGAGGAAUAUUUAUAUAAAGGGAAAGCGAAAAUAAAAUUCAACGUUGUUGAAAGCACAAUUUCAAUAAAAUUACUUACCGAUUUGUCCAGCCUUCCAGAGAGCUACUUCUGUAUUCAGAUUCGUCAUGGAAGAGUCAGAUAGUGAAUUUGCCUUUGAAACAGAUCAUUUAGCACUGCGGGGGAAUCAAGAUUAUUGUGAGUUGCUUAAAUAUAUAGUCAAGUUAGAAGCUAUUAAAGUGAAAGCUUUAAAAGAUAUUGAGGAUAUAUCGGAAGCGCAGAAGGAAGCUCUAGAUAAUCCUUUGCAAUUUGUGGAAGAUUUAAAGGAAAACAAGAUAAACUUCCCACCUCGACAAACUGUCCCCGACUUACCAAAAAUUGAUUGGAACAAAUAUAAUAUUGAUAUAUCAUUGGAAUGUGAAGAACCAAGUUUUGUUAAAGAAGAAAUUGAUACAACAACAAAAGUACGUGGAAGGAAGUUUACUGAUAAUAAACCUGAAACAUUUAACCAACUCUGGUCAUGUGAGGAGCAAAAGCGGCUAGAAGAAUUACUAGAAAUAUACCCUGAGGAGGUAACUGAGGCAAGCAGAUAUAAAAAAAUUGCACAAGCUUUAGGAACAAGAACACCUAUACAGGUUAUGAGUCGAAUACAGAAAUACUUUGCUAAAUUAGCUAAAGCUGGCUUACCUAUUCCUGGCCGAAUACCAAAGCGGAUUGCAAAAGACAGAAAUAAUUCAAUAUUUUAUAAAAAGUCAACAUUCUUUCCGCAAUUACAUGUGCCUGUUAAAAUGGAGGAUCCUCUAGAUAGCAUAGAUGCCUAUGAUGGAACCUCUACAUUAAAUACAAAAGACAGUAACAAAUAUAUUCUUGAAUUAUUGAAAUCAGCAAAAGAGCAAAGAAUAUUGGAUGAAACAUCACCUGUUUAUCAGACAAACACAAUGUGUGUUGGAUGUAUGAAAACGGGAUUUUUAGGAGCGAGGUGGACAGACAAUGCUGGUACAGACUAUUGCACUGAUUGCUUAGUAAAACUUUUGCCCGCUGAAAAGUUAAUACCAGUUAGAAUAGUGCAAUAAUUUUAUAAUUUUUAAUAAAAAAUUAUAAC
Messenger RNA from Papilio xuthus (Asian swallowtail), 1212 nucleotides. It is a transcript of the gene Atac1, whose product is annotated as Ada2a-containing complex component 1. Bases 239 to 1183 code for a protein of 314 amino acids. The record is from RefSeq and is a predicted model, not a curated record. The transcript is spliced from 2 exons. Lineage: Eukaryota; Metazoa; Arthropoda; Insecta; Lepidoptera; Papilionidae.